Ascochyta rabiei is the source of this 343-nucleotide messenger RNA. RefSeq names its product DNA-directed RNA Polymerase II subunit L, variant 2. Gene Ontology annotation, molecular function: DNA binding; DNA-directed RNA polymerase activity; zinc ion binding. The transcript is spliced from 3 exons. NCBI's taxonomy places the organism in Eukaryota, Fungi, Ascomycota, Dothideomycetes, Pleosporales, Didymellaceae. Gene Ontology annotation, cellular component: RNA polymerase I complex; RNA polymerase III complex; RNA polymerase II, core complex. The record is from RefSeq and is a predicted model, not a curated record. The coding region runs from base 1 to 291 and encodes 96 amino acids. Gene Ontology annotation, biological process: transcription by RNA polymerase II; tRNA transcription by RNA polymerase III; transcription by RNA polymerase I.
AUGAUUGUUCCCAUCCGUUGCUUCUCUUGCGGCAAGGUCACUGGUGAUCUUUGGGAGCGCUACAUGGUCAUGUUGACCCAGGAGAACAAGCUCGAGGUUGAGGCUCUCGACGACCUCGGUCUUACGCGCUACUGCUGCCGCCGCAUGAUCCUCACCCACGUCGAUUUGAUCGAGAAGCUUCUCAAGUACGUCCCUAGCGCCGACAAAGCCGCCACAGCCCAGCAAAAGCGCGAAGCUGCACGGCAACAAGAGGCCAUUGCGUCCCGGCCAGGGGCUAACGGUCGUCUCUAGGUACAACGCAAGCGAACGAGAACAGGCACGCGCCGCACGCCAGGGACGGUAA